Molecule: messenger RNA, 801 nt
Organism: Mesorhabditis spiculigera
Lineage: Eukaryota; Metazoa; Nematoda; Chromadorea; Rhabditida; Rhabditidae
Source: the annotation of a GenBank genome assembly
AUGUCCCUCCUCUUCGAUCCAAAUUACACGAUCCUUACUGAAGAGAGAAGCUGGAAGCUGUUUAACCAAAUUUUAGUAGCUUCCCAGAUUUUUGGAGGCCUAGCGAUAGUAUGCGUGGCCAUCUGGAUGGGAAGCUAUGGGGGCUAUGGCUGGACCGAAGAUCCGGAACGGGAAUUCCACUACCAUCCGACAUUUAUGGUGAUGGGAAUGGUAUUCCUAUAUGGAGAAUCGAUCAUCAUCUAUCGUGUCUUCAGAAAUGAAAGGAAAAAGUUCACUAAAUUACUUCAUGCGGCUCUUCACUCAAUGGUACUCAUUUUCAUGAUCAUCGCCUUGAAAGCCGUAUGGGAUUCACAUGAUUUGCAUCGAGGCCCGGAUGGAGCCUUGGAUCCGCUUCCAAACCUGAUUUCCCUUCAUUCCUGGAUCGGUAUCACUACCGUAAUCGCGUUUUGCGGACAGUAUGCCCUCGGCUUCAGCUCAUUCCUAUAUCCUGGACUUUCGAUGACAACCCGCCAGAUUAUCAUGCCAUUCCAUCAACUCUUCGGCCUUGUUAUAUUUGGGAUGGUGUCGCUGACGGUUGCUCUUGGGAUUUCUGAGAAAGCCGCCUGGGCUCAUACUUGCUGGACGAAGGGGAAAGAGAUGUGCGGGCAGCAGUUGGUAUCGAAUUUCGUGGGAGUAUCGGUCUUCCUAUAUUCGCUCUGCAUCGUCAUCUUGGUCGGAAAUCCACGCUGGCGCCGUAAGCCCCUACCCGAAGAGGAAAUGCUUCAUGGGAUGAAUAUGUCAUCAAGCCGCGAUCCAAUGGAU